Messenger RNA from Hermetia illucens (black soldier fly), 1302 nucleotides. RefSeq names its product putative cystathionine gamma-lyase 2. Lineage: Eukaryota; Metazoa; Arthropoda; Insecta; Diptera; Stratiomyidae. Gene Ontology annotation, molecular function: cystathionine gamma-lyase activity; pyridoxal phosphate binding. The record is from RefSeq and is a predicted model, not a curated record. The coding region runs from base 34 to 1227 and encodes 397 amino acids. Gene Ontology annotation, cellular component: cytoplasm. The transcript is spliced from 6 exons. Gene Ontology annotation, biological process: transsulfuration.
GACUACGAAGGUGAAAUAUCAGAAUAAUUCCAAAUGGCUGAACCACCACGAUUCCGACAGCAACCAAAGGGAUUUGCUACGAAAGCUCUUCACACAGGACAAGAACCGGAGCAAUGGAAGAGUCAUUGCGUUGUGGGCCCAAUUACUACGACUACCACAUUCCAGCAACCUCUCCCUAAUGAGCUUGGUGAAUUCAUUUACGGUCGUUAUGGGAAUCCGACCCGAAAUGUUUUGGAAAAGUGUUUGGCUCAUCUGGAUAAUGGAGAGCAUUGUGUUACUUUUGCAUCAGGUACGGGGGCAGUCAUGGCGGUAGCAACUAUGCUAAAUACUAACGACCAUUUGAUUUGCAGCAGUGACCUUUACGGGGGUACAACUUAUCUAUUGAGGAAACAUUGCGACCAAUAUGAAAUUGGGCUGGAUACCGUCGAUCCCACAGACUUGGAUCAGCUGCAGAAGGCAAUCAAGAAAAAUACAAAAAUGGUGUUUAUUGAAACGCCCACCAAUCCAUUAAUAAAAGUUAUGGACAUCGCUGCGAUAUCGAAAAUACUGAAGACUUUCGACAGCCAAAAUAUAAUAUUCGUGGUGGAUAACACUUUGCUCACCCCCUAUUUCCAACGUCCUUUGGAACUCGGAGUAGAUAUUGUCCUUUAUUCGCUAACGAAAUAUAUGAACGGUCAUACUGACGUUACAAUGGGAGCUACAAUAACGAACUGCCCAAAGCUGGCGGAAAAGCUAAAGUUUGCACAAGUUUUCUCAGGAAUAGUACCAUCGCCGUACGAUUGUUACCAAGUGAAUCGAGGCAUCAAGACUCUUGCCUUGCGAAUGGAAGCUCAUGGUAAAAACUCACUGAUGGUCGCGCGAUUCCUCGAAAGUCAUCCCUUAGUUGAACGUGUGUUACAUCCUGGGCUCCCAUCUCAUCCGCAACAUGAGCUCGCUCUUAGGCAGAGCUAUGGUCAUAGCGGUAUAAUGUCCUUCUACCUAAAAGGCAAUAAGGACAACAUGGCUAAGUUCAUGAAGUCUCUUAAAUAUUUCCUAUUUGCCAGCAGCUUCGGUGGACCUGAAAGUUUAAUCUCCACACCGGCUACUUUGAGUCAUGCCUUUCUGUCUGCCGAAGAAAGAGAGAAACUUGGUAUUACUGAUAAUCUGAUCAGGCUUUCCAUCGGUUUGGAAGAUGCUGAUUCCCUUAUAGAUGAUUUGGACCAGGCUCUGAAGUCAUCUCAGCAGUGAUUUUAUUUCUGAGUGUAGAUGAUAAAUUAGAUCAUUAGUAAAAUAUUAAAAGCAUUAGUGGUGAAAAAUUAAAAA